AUGCAAACAGUCGACAUGCCAAUGAAGCACGCAGAGGGCGUUUUGUUAGGAACCGCCUCGAUUGUUGGGAUUAAGUACAACGGCGGUGUUAUUCUUGCUACUGACACUUUGGCAUCGUAUGGUUCGAUGGUCUAUUCAAAUCAGAUUAACCGAAUCGACCGCCUUGGCAAACACACCAUCAUCGCUGCAAGUGGGGAGUUGAGUGAUUACCAAGAAAUCAAAAACGUUAUGAUGAAAAAGGUCAACGGCGAGAGCACCACUGACGACGCCGAAGAAGAUGAAGAAGAUAAAAAGAACAGCGGGAAAGGGUUAGGCCCAAAGGAGCUUUUUUCCUAUUUGAAUCGAAUGAUGUACCAAAAACGAACUGACAUGAAACCACUUUACAACACCGUCGUUGUUGCGGGCGUGAAAGACAAAAAGGUGUUUUUGGGACAAACUGAUAUGUACGGAACUUCAUUCGAGGAAAAUUAUGUGUCGACUGGGAUUGGCGCGCAUAUGGUUAUCCCUUUGAUCAGAAAGGAAUGGAAUGCCGAAUUCACUCAGGAACAAGCACUUUCGCUGAUUAAAAGAUGCUUCCAAAUUCUCUAUCUCAACCAUUGCUUCGCAGGUAAAAUGUACAAAACAGCGAUCGUCACAGAUAACAAAGUUGAGAUGUCAGAACCUAUCACCAUCGACACAACAGGAAGAUGGGACAUUUUCUAUUAA
Entamoeba invadens IP1 is the source of this 705-nucleotide messenger RNA. RefSeq names its product proteasome subunit beta type-4 precursor, putative. The transcript has a single exon. Lineage: Eukaryota; Evosea; Mastigamoebida; Endamoebidae. Bases 1 to 705 code for a protein of 234 amino acids. Gene Ontology annotation, cellular component: proteasome core complex. The record is from RefSeq and is a predicted model, not a curated record.